AUGGAGGCCGGUGCCGUCACAGCUCUGUAUCCCGCGCACCGAUGCAAAACCAUAUACCUGGUGAGGCAUGCCCAUGGUUUUCACAACGCGGCAGAAGAGUCGGAUAUUAUAGACCACACUUCACCUACGCUGCUUGAUGCUCAACUUACCCCUUUGGGCUGGAGCCAAGUUGAUUGCCUGCGAGAGCAUGUGACGAAAUCUGGACUAGCAAAAAAGAUUGAGUUGGUUAUUGUUUCCCCUCUAAUGAGGACUAUGCAAACUGCAGUGGGGGUCUUUGGUGGUGGGAACUAUACUGAUGGAGUAAGUGCACCCCCAUUAAUGGUAGAAGGUGCAGAAGACAGUGGACGUCAGCCGAUUUCAAGUUUGAACUGCCCACCGUUUCUUGCAGUUGAGGCCUGCAGGGAGAAGUUGAGUGUUCUUACCUCCGACAAGAGGAGCAGCAUAACAAGAUACCGUACUCUCUUUCCUGCCAUUGAUUUUUCCUUGAUAGAGAAUGAUGAAGAUGUUCUUUGGGGACCUGAUGUCAUAGAAACAGAUGAGUCUGUUGUUGCCAGGGGCAUGAAUUUGUUUGACUGGUUAUGGACAAGAGAAGAGAAAGAGAUUGCUAUUGUCACCCAUUGUGGUUUCUUGUAUCACACCCUGAACACGUAUGGUAAAGAGUGUCAUCCAACCAUAGUAGAGGAACUGCGCAAGGUCUUCGCCAACUGUGAGCUCCGGUCGAUGGUGUUGGUUGACAGAAGUUUUCCUCGCCUGUAUAUUGUUGUCAUUUGGCUUAUUAACCCUCUAUGUUUGACGGACAUUGCUAGGGGCCAUUUCAUCGUCAAGCUAGAGUAUAUAAAAACUCGACCCAAGGGGAGAGAAAUCCCGAAGGCGAGCUUGUUGACGAGCUUCCAAUUCCAAACAAGACGCUGCAGCAAAUGGCCGCUACCGUGA
Triticum turgidum subsp. durum (durum wheat) is the source of this 933-nucleotide messenger RNA. Lineage: Eukaryota; Viridiplantae; Streptophyta; Magnoliopsida; Poales; Poaceae. The record is from the annotation of a GenBank genome assembly.